AUGGCCGCCGCUGCGGCUUCCUCCAUCUUCACCAGGGGCAUCGGCUCUGGUGGGAGCAAGGAGAACACCAUGCGCGGACUCGUCUCCUUCAUAGCGGAUCUACGAAAUGCAAGAGCACGAGAAUUGGAGGAGAAGCGCAUAAACAAGGAGCUGGCGAACAUCAGACAGAAGUUCAAGGGAGGCAACUUGACAGGCUACGACAAGAAGAAGUAUGUCUGCAAGCUGCUGUACAUCUACAUCCUGGGCUGGAACGUCGACUUCGGACACCUCGAGGCUGUGAAUCUGAUUUCGGCAAACAAGUACUCGGAGAAGCAGAUUGGAUAUCUGGCUGUCACUCUAUUCCUCCACGAAGAGCAUGAGCUGCUACAUCUGGUCGUCAACAGUAUCCGGAAGGAUCUGGCCGACCCCAAUGAAAUCAACAACUGUCUCGCAUUACAUGCGAUCGCCAAUGUCGGGAGCAAAGAGAUGGGAGAGGCAUUGUGCGCGGAUGUGCACAGGCUGUUGAUCUCGCCAGCCUCGAAGCCAUUCGUGAAGAAGAAGGCUGCUUUGACAUUGCUACGGCUGUACCGGAAAGUCCCUACAAUUGUGCAGCCGGAAUGGAGCGAGCGCAUAAUAGCCAUCAUGGACGAUCCGGACAUGGGUGUUGCGCUUUCAGUCACAUCACUUGUUAUGACCUUAGCCCAGGACGAUCCAGAUUCAUACAAGGGCAGCUAUGUGAAAGCGGCGCAGAGGCUACGGAAGAUCGUGGUGGACCAGGAGUACUCUGGCGACUACGUAUACUACAAGGUGCCCUGUCCGUGGCUACAGGUCAAGCUUCUACGUUUAAUGCAAUACUUUGCACCUUCAGAGGACUCGCACAUACGACAGCUGAUGCGCGACUCACUCCAAGUAAUACUCGACAACGCCAUGGAGUCGCCAAAGAAUGUGCAGCAGAACAAUGCACAGAAUGCUGUUCUUUUCGAAGCUAUCAAUCUCAUCAUCCAUCUUGACACCGAACGGGAUCUAAUGGUGCAGAUAUCGACGAAACUGGGCAAGUUCAUCGGCUCACGAGAAACGAAUGUACGAUACUUAGGCUUGGAAGCCAUGACACAUUUGGCAGUGAGAGCAGAAACGAUGGAGCCGAUCAAGAAGCACCAAGACAUUAUCAUUGGCUCAUUACGAGAUCGAGAUAUUACGGUGCGGCGGCAGGGUCUAGAUCUGCUAUACAGCAUGUGCGACUCCACGAACUCGCAGAAGAUCGUUCAUGAGCUGCUCAAGUAUCUUCAAUCUGCCGACUACGCAAUACGAGAGGAAAUGGUCCUCAAGAUCGCCAUCCUUACAGAAAAGUACGCCACUGAUGUAAAGUGGUAUGUCGACAUAUCAAUGCGGCUAAUCGCCAUGGCUGGCGACCAUGUUAGUGACGAAGUAUGGCAGCGCAUCAUACAAAUCGUGACGAACAACGACGAGCUUCAGGUGUAUGCAGCUCAGAACAUCCUGCAAUACUGCCGAGCCGAUCACUGCCACGAGACACUGGUCAAGAUUGGCAGUUACAUUCUGGGUGAAUUCGGACACUUGAUCGCAGACACAAAAGGAUGCAGUCCCAUCGAGCAGUUCCUGGCACUACAGGCGAAGUUUGGUUCAAGUCCGCCUAAUACAAGAGCGAUGAUUCUUUCAGCCUUCAUCAAGUUUGUCAACCUCUUCCCGGAGAUCAGACCGCAGCUACUACAGACUUUCAAGACGUACAGCCAUUCGCUUGACUCGGAACUGCAGCAACGAGCCUGCGAGUACUUGGCAAUAGCGACAGCACCAACAGACGACUUGCUCAGGACGAUAUGUGAUGAAAUGCCACCAUUCCCAGAGCGGGCAUCCGCACUUCUGUCGAAGCUCAACAAGAAGGGGACUGCUGUUGGCGACAAGCGGACAUGGGGCAUAACGGCAAAGGACGGACUUCCAUCCCUUGAAAGGAGUACGACACUGAAACGGAACUUCUCUGCUGGGGCUACAGCUACACUUGAUGCGAACGGUUUCGCGAAUGGGCCUGCGACAAAUGGCGCGAAUGACACACAUGCCAAUGGCUUGCCCAAGACGCCGAUCGAUGAAUUGGCUGGCCUCGACCUCACAACCGGCGGCGCACCCAACCUCGCGAGCGCAUCACAUUUAUCACCAGAGUGGGAACCCGGCUACAAUCGCCUUCUGCUCAGACCCGAAGGCAUUCUCUACGACGACGUCCAAGUCCAGAUCGGUCUGCGCUCUGAAUACCGCGCAGAAGUCGGCGUAGUAAUCCUCUACUUCAUGAACAAAUCCUCCUCACCCAUCCAAUCCUUCACCACAACCCUCGACAAUCGCUCAGGCGACAAGCUCCGCAUAGACAUCAAGAACCUUCCCGAUACAACAGUCCGACCCGGCGACCAAACAUCACAAACAAUCAUGUUCGUCCCCAACGGCGUCUUCGUCGACCCACCCACAAUCCGCGUCUCAUACAUGGCCGGCGCCCUCCAAGCCUUGACACUUCAACUCCCCGUCGCACUACACAAAUACAACGAAGGCGCCGUCCUGAACUCAGAAGAUUUCUUCAAGCGCUGGAAGCAAAUCGGCGGCGCGCCGAGAGAAGCACAGAAGAUUUUCAAGGCGUGGGACAUCACGACGGAGAACACCCGACGGUUCCUCCAAGGCUUCAAAUGGGUUAUUCUAGACGGUGUAGACCCCAACGCGAAGAAUUUCGUAGGCGCGACAGUUCUGCAUACAGGCACGGGCAAGUUUGGAUGUCUGUUGAGACUGGAGCCGAAUCAUGAAAAUAAAAUGUACCGCCUCACGAUCCGCGCCACAGACGAAGCAGUCCCGCCAGUUCUGAUGAAGUUUAUGGAGGAGAGGCUCAGCCAGCCAUUCCCGAACUAA
Fulvia fulva is the source of this 2874-nucleotide messenger RNA. RefSeq names its product AP-2 complex subunit alpha. The record is from RefSeq and is a predicted model, not a curated record. The transcript has 2 exons. Gene Ontology annotation, cellular component: AP-2 adaptor complex; membrane coat. Gene Ontology annotation, biological process: clathrin-dependent endocytosis; intracellular protein transport. Gene Ontology annotation, molecular function: clathrin-cargo adaptor activity. The coding region runs from base 1 to 2874 and encodes 957 amino acids. NCBI's taxonomy places the organism in Eukaryota, Fungi, Ascomycota, Dothideomycetes, Mycosphaerellales, Mycosphaerellaceae.